Messenger RNA from Brassica napus (rape), 1791 nucleotides. RefSeq names its product putative histone-lysine N-methyltransferase ASHH4. The record is from RefSeq and is a predicted model, not a curated record. Gene Ontology annotation, biological process: regulation of DNA-templated transcription. The transcript has 12 exons. Gene Ontology annotation, cellular component: chromatin; nucleus. Bases 235 to 1284 code for a protein of 349 amino acids. Gene Ontology annotation, molecular function: histone H3K36 methyltransferase activity; protein binding. NCBI's taxonomy places the organism in Eukaryota, Viridiplantae, Streptophyta, Magnoliopsida, Brassicales, Brassicaceae.
AGCGGGCCUGCAUCAAUCAACACAAUGACAAUAUUGCCCUUUAGUCCCGACUUGUGGAUUUUAUUUAUUUUGAAAGGAAACGGGUUAACUAACUGCCCGCUCGUUUCUCUCUUCGCGUCUCUUCACUCCCUCACGAUUCAUCAUCUUCUUCGUAUUCAAUUUGAUUAGAGUUUUAAAAAGUUUCAGAGAUCUAUACGCUUCCAUUGAAGAUCUUUGAUUGUUGUCUCUAUUGCCAUGAGUACCGCCAAGAAGAAGGGUUCCGAUCAGAAUCAAAAAAGUAAAGGGCUCAUAAAGUUCUCGAAGAAGAUUUCUGAAUCUGAGGAAUUGAACUUCAUAAAGCGCAAUAUAUACCUGAAUAAGAAGUUCAACAAGAAGGUUAAAGAUCAUGGCAUCUUCUGUUCUUGCUCUGUCUCUCCAUCCUCUUCAACUCUCUGUGGCAGUGACUGCAGUUGUGGGAUACUACUCUCUAGCUGUUCAUCUAGUUGCCAGUGCAGAUGUCAGUGCACUAACAAGCCGUUCCAACAAAGACAUAUCAAGAAGAUGAAACUAGUUCAGACAGAGAAGUGUGGAUAUGGGAUUGUAGCAGAUGAAGAUAUCAACGCAGGAGAGUUUAUCAUCGAAUAUGUUGGGGAAGUUAUUGACGAAAAGACUUGUGAAGAAAGACUUAUGAAGCUGAAGCAUAAGGACGUGACAAAUUUCUACUUGUGUCAGAUAAACGGGAACAUGUUGAUUGAUGCUACAUACAAGGGGAAUAAAUCAAGAUUUAUAAAUCACAGUUGCAAUCCUAAUGCAGAGAUGCAGAAAUGGAUAAUUGAUGGAGAGACAAGGAUUGGCAUCUUUGCGACCCGUUACAUAAACAGAGGAGAGCAUUUGACCUACGAUUACCAGUUUGUUCAGUUUGGUGCAGAUCAAGAUUGCUACUGUGGUGCAGCGUGUUGCAGGAAAAAGCUAGGUGCAAAAGCUUGCAAAGCUAAGAGCGUACCCUCUGAUGAAGCUGUGAACCUAACGGCAUGUAAAGCAGUGACCUGGAAACCACCCAAGGUUAAAAAGACUCGAGGUAGACACUCCCCCGGACAAUCUAGGAACACUCAUGGCCAAAGGAAAAUAUGUUGCCCGAACUGCAUUGGUGUGGUAAUCAUGUUGGCACGUUCCACAAACCAGACGUGUUUCGGCAUCAUUAGAGAGUUUGAUGAGUGUUCAAGAAAGCAUUUGGUCAUGUACGAGGAUGGUGUUACUGAGACCAUCGACUUGUCCAGAGAAGUUUGGAAGCUCAUAGAUGUUUGAUAUUUGCUUCAGCCUACGUUCUGAUUCAUUCCAUUCUUUUACCUUUUAGUUUCUCAUGAAUUGUUGAAAAUUGUCGUUAACCGGGGUGUAUGUGCUAUAGUAACCAACCAAACCGUCUCGGUUGGCAAAGGAUGUGUGUAAUGUAGACUUUGUUGUUGUACCAACUCGAAUCAUUGUGUGUGAAAUAUUUUUUGGACAAGUGGUUUUGAUGUUAAGACCAGAGGGGUUUGGUUAUUUGAGGACCAUAACCAAUUACCGGUUUGUUCUGUUCGCAAGUCCAGCUAUUUAUUAAAUGAAAUAAAUAAGCGCACGUGUGGGCAAGCAGCGUUGGUAGAUUAGUAUUCGUUGUAGCAAUUAACACCCACGCGCCGGUGAACGACAUGGGAUUGGCUUCCGGUGGUAGGUGAUGUGGGGCCUUAAUCUCACCAACCUUAGCUGAACAGUUUAGAAAUUUAUAAGCUUAAUUAUAUGUUUAGUUUUUGCAUAAAACAUGCAUUUAAGAUUUAA